Oncorhynchus mykiss (rainbow trout) is the source of this 4654-nucleotide messenger RNA. Its product is annotated as G protein-coupled receptor 12-like. Lineage: Eukaryota; Metazoa; Chordata; Actinopteri; Salmoniformes; Salmonidae. Gene Ontology annotation, molecular function: G protein-coupled receptor activity. The record is from RefSeq and is a predicted model, not a curated record. Gene Ontology annotation, cellular component: membrane. Gene Ontology annotation, biological process: G protein-coupled receptor signaling pathway.
GGGCAGUGCGUGCAGACAUACGGAUAAGUCCUGGUAUUGAGCUGUUGCUGCCUCUUCUUCCGGUAGGGGGUAGCCUAUUGAACAAACAGGACCCGUCUCCGAGUCUGGCCCGUUUGGGACUCAGAGCAGCAAAGACCCAUCCCCCGAUGCUACUGCUGCAUCUCCAUCUGAUCCAGGCACCGCACCUGCCGCCAACGUUAUCAAUUGCGUAUCAUGGAAAUACAGCAAGGACGCACUUUUGCCUAGACCGAACAUCAGAGUCUAGACGGGCCAAAAUGAGCAACGACUACGAGGCAUCAGUCACCCCCAGCUGGCUGACCUCUGACCCCACUGUCUGGUCCAGCAGCAGAGACGGAUUCACAGAUAAUGCCACUUACCCACCUAUGGGCUCCUUCCCCCCACUGCCCCCUCUCCUGGUCAAUCCCUGGGACAUCUUGCUGUGCUCCUCAGGGACUCUCAUCGCCUGUGAAAAUGCCCUGGUUGUACUGGUGAUCUGGCAGAACCCGGCUCUGCGUGCCCCCAUGUUCCUGCUGAUCGGCAGCCUGGCCCUGGCUGACCUCCUGGCUGGUCUGGGCCUGGUGCUCCACUUCACCUUGGCCUACCUGCUGAGGUCUGACUCGGCCCAGCUGCUGACUGUUGGUCUGGUGGUGGCCUCUUUCUCAGCCUCCGUCUUCAGCCUGCUGGCCAUCACCAUAGACCGUUACCUGUCACUCUACUACGCCCUGACCUACAACUCAGAGCGCACUGCCGCCUUCACCUACACCAUGCUGGUCCUCCUCUGGGGCCUGUCUCUCUGUCUGGGCCUACUGCCCAUCACAGGGGUGAACUGCCUGGCAGAGGAGUCGACGUGCAGCGUGGUGCGCCCCCUGACUAAGAACAACGUGGCGGUGCUGUCCGUAUCCUUCCUCCUGCUGUUCGGCCUCAUGCUGCAGCUGUACGUGCAGAUCUGUAAGAUCGUCAUGCACCACGCCCACCAGAUCGCCUUGCAGCAUCACUUCCUGUCCGCCUCGCCCCACUACGUCACAACCAGGAAUGGCGUGUCCACGCUGGCCAUCAUCCUGGGGACGUUUGCCGCCUGCUGGAUGCCCUUCACCGUCUACUCACUGGUCGCCGACUACACAUACCCACCUCUCUACACCUACGCCACCCUGGUGCCCGCCACCUACAACUCAGUCAUCAACCCAGUGAUCUAUGCCUUCAGGAACCAGGACAUCCAGAAGGCUCUGUGGCUGGUGUGUUGUGGCUGUAUACCGGCCAGGGUGGCCCACAGGGCCCGGACCCCUAGCCACGUCUGACCCAGACACAGGUCCCGGGAGGGAAGGAGAGAGGUGCCCUGGGCAGAGGGAGGAGGCAGACAGGCAGCCUGGGCUCAGGCAGGUGGCUGGAAAGGACGGACUGCGUGCAUAGUCAUUUUAGCCGCUUUUACUGAUGUGGGCUUUUUUCCUCAGAAGGAUUGAGAGAUUAUUAUUAGAUUAUUAAAGAUUGUGCCACUUUCCGCACAUCAGAUAAAGGGCUUGUGUGUGUGUGUACAAAAAGAUAGGAUGUCACACGGACAGAGAAGGAGGAAGAGAGGAGGAGAAGUGGAGUGAGGGAUGACAGAGGUGGGGCGAUUAUCAAGAUGCAUACAAGAUGAAGUCGGGCUGAGGGCUCAAUCACCUUGUCUCGCUGCUGCACUCUGAACGUGCCUUGAAAGACAGAUAACCACGGGAGGCUAAAAAUAACCUGGGUGCUCUGUGAUCCGCGUGCCGUGUGUCCGACACAGACUCCAUGCAAAGAAACAAAGCCGCGGAGGCGGAGAGCGGGAGCCUAUUUCUCUUCAUCUCUCCCUAUUUGCCUUUAAAGCCCCCACCCUCGAGCAUGUGAGAAUGUAGGUUAUUAUGAUGUUCUGCUUGCUUUCCAUUCUGAGGUGACAACAGCCUCGGGAAGGAAAGUCCCCAGAUACCUGUAGCACGCACCAUUAACCCUCCAAAUGCCUGUCCAAACGCACCAUUAACCCUCCAAAUGCCUGUCCAAACGCACCAUUAACCCUCCAAAUGCCUGUCCAAACGCACCAUUAACCCUCCAAAUGCCUGUCCAAACGCACCAUUAACCCUCCAAAUGCCUGUCCAAACGCACCAUUAACCCUCCAAAUGCCUGUCCAAACGCACCAUUAACCCUCCAAAUGCCUGUCCAAACGCACCAUUAACCCUCCAAAUGCCUGUCCAAACGCACCAUUAACCCUCCAAAUGCCUGUCCAAACGCACCAUUAACCCUCCAAAUGCCUGUCCAAACGCACCAUUAACCCUCCAAAUGCCUGUCCAAACGCACCAUUAACCCUUAAAUACGUCACGCUGCUUGCCAAUUUCUCCUGAUUCGCUCACACCGAGUCACGAUCGAACCCAGGACGUCCACUUUUCUAGCACACGUGAUCGCCCUCCUUGACAACGUACCAACCAUUUGAGCUAUCGAAAAAUAUGUAAGGCAGUAGCUCCAUCGGUGAUAUUUCACUAGCUGUGGAGUGAGUUUACGGUACACGUUCUUAAGCGCUUCCAGAUCCUCAUUCUACCCCGUCAUAUCAGCGCGCAGCAGUAACUACGUGUUAGUUACUUCAUGGACCGAUAUAAAUACUCUGUCAGCAAUAACAGCCUCUCCCCAGUAACAUGACCACCUCCAGCAUGAUGAUAUACGACGACAACAACCAACAGCCCUUCUGCGAUGCCUAGCAGAGUCCUUAUACACCAGGCCCAAACAAGGACUCAACUUCCCAAGACUUGUGCUGUAUGUGAUUUCUCCAAAUGGGAAAUCAGAUCUUGACUUAUGUGUUUUGUUUUUGAAAAUGUGAAUGGGACAGGAUACUGACUGCCACUGCCCAGUAUUCUGUCAUUAGUCAUUACAAUGUCACUGCCUUUUUUUAUUCUGAAUCUCCUGCUCUAUUCUCUGGCUAUGGUCUUCUUCAAUAUCUUACAAUGAAUGAAAUUGGACUCGGUAAGAAAAUAUCUUACACGUUUUCAGUUGCAUCUGCCUUUGUGAACCUAUGACGUGUUUUUGAGUGUUGUAAACCUAAGCGUCUGUGAAUAAGGAAAAUGUUUCUGUGCAUUUGAGUUGCAUGGCCCCUGAGUGUGUGUGUGAUCUGUGUACCAUAGAAAUAGAAUUCAUUAUAUUUCUAUGGCUUGUAUGGGGGUUUGUGAUCAGCAGCACAGACCUCAUGUAUAUCUGUCUCCAUGGGGACAGUGGCUCUGAGGACUUACUUCCAGUGUGACCCUUUGACCUCAGAGGAAAUUGUCUGCUUGUCUUCCUAUCAUUCUGAGAGAAGUGACCUUCUGAGAGAAGUGACAAAUUCCACCACAGGAAUGAAAUAGAGAAGGAUAUGUUUAAAUGAAUAGUAGAAGCAAAGAUGGUACUGUAUGGUGUACAUGUGCAACGGCUGACUCUGAGCCGUAGUAAGGGGUUAAGGCAACGCCGUCACGUGACUGAUGGAAAAAUAACUUAUAUCGUUAUCACAGGUUCUGGUGGCUCUUCACAGACAAACAAUAAUACCAAGAAAACACUCUCCUUUACCUUUGAAGAAUAAUCUAUUUUGUUAUAUUUAUUGAAAGUCGCUAUUUUUUUUUCUCAGGGUUGUCUCGCCUGAAUUAUGAUGUAUCCAAAGUAUCUUGUAUUUUAAUGCGCUGUAGAGCCUCUCCUGAAUGAAUUGGUAAAGAAAUGAUUGUUUAUUUUGUAUGGCAUUCUGUUGACCAAUUAGAUUCUGUAAAUAGAGCAUGCUUAUCAUUAUAGGGGUGUUCUGACAUCAUGUAUGGUGCUACCUGCUGCAGGAUCCAAGGGGGACUCAGGUGCACCGUAUUAGAAUGACAUCAAAUUUGACCCCCUUUUAUUGUAAUUUUACAGUCUGUGUACAUUUCCAUCCCUAGCCCCUUCCCCCCAAUCCCAACCCCUUCUUUAGGCAGAUCUGCAAAGUCUGGAUAGGUCAAUGCAGUAUGGCAUAUACUUUACUUAGCAGAUUAGCCUGUUGGAGGGUUAGAUGGUGCUGUCACAGUACUGCUUACACCUAUCCCAAACCUUGAGGAUCUGCCAGACCAAUGAGCUAAGGGCUAGGGACGGAAAUGGAACCGGGCCUACCUUGUUUGAUGAAUGUUCUCUCAUGUACAGUAAUGUCAAUCUUUCAUGAUUCACGAUGAGCUUUCAUAGGUGAAAACAAGGGCUUCACAUUAUUGAGUAGACAAAGGAACCACUCGUGUGUGGGUUUGACACAGUACUUCUCUGUUAGGAAUACAUAUUCAUCUAAUGUUAAACUAUUAUUGUGCAGUGUAAUUGCACCGUAAAGUGUCAUAUUGAACUAAGAUGUGGUUGGAGGGAUUUCUACUGUGGCCAGUGGUUGGGGUUUCAAGCAUUGUGGGUGAAUAAUGUGGUUUGGGGGGUAUGGUACCCCGAUCCAGAGCUAAAUACAAGUCUUUUAACACCUCUAUGGGCUUCAGAAUGUGUGGGGCAGGGGACCCUACAGUACAGCAUCUUGUGCAGACGUAUACUCUGUGUUAAAUGUGAAAUGCACUUUAUUUUUUGGAAGAAAAACAACAUACAGUGGGGCAAAAAAGUAUUUAGUCAGCCACCAAUUGUGCAAGUUCUCCCACUUAAGAAGAUGAGAGAGGCCUGUAAUUUUCAUCAUAGGUACACUUAAACU